AUGAGCUCCCAAUUGACCGUUGGAAUUGUUGGAACCGGUCUUUUCGCAAAAGGAUCGCAUCUUCCUGCUUAUCAGGCCAUGUCUGAUAAGUUUAAACCUGCUGCAGCCUUCAACAGGACCAAGAGCAAAGCUGAAGCUUUUGCCGAGGAUGCCGGUAUCCCUAAGGACAAAGUAUACGAUAAUCUAGACGAGAUUUUGGCUGAUGACUCUAUUGACUUCAUUGACGCUUUGCUGCCGGUACAGUUCAAUGCCCAAACAGUUGAAAAGUGUGUGGCAGCCAACAAACCAGUAAUUUUGGAAAAGCCAAUCUCUGCCACAAUUGCAGGGGCCAGGGAGCUGGUAAAAAUUGCCGAAUCAACAGAUGUGCCCGUGGCCAUCGCAGAAAACUGGCUGUACUUGAACUCGGCAAUCGAACUCAAGAAACAUCUAGCAGACAUUGGGCCGGUGACAGCUUUCACUUACAAUUCGACCGGACCCUUUAUAACGAAUAACAAAUACUUGGCCACUACCUGGAGGCAGAAGCCAGAACAUAUUGGAGGCUUUUUGUCUGAUGGUGGAGUUCAUCAACUUGCGCUUUUGACUGAGGUUUUGGGUGAGAUAGGAUCUGUAAGUGCGCUCACAAAACAAGUACGCAAAGAGUCGGGCACUGAUGACGUCGUAUUUUCCACAGUUAAGAUGAAAGAGGACGAUGUAAUUGGUACCUUUACUUACGGCUCUGCAUUUGGAUCUUGUGAGAAGUGGACAUACUUCAAAUUGUAUGGUUUGAAUGGUUCUGUAACUCUAAAUCUCUCUGACAAGAAAAAGCCAUCCAUCACCAAAAUCGUGGGUGAUUCUGCUGAGACCUCUGGAGAACCCCAAACGAUUCCUAUCGGUGAACUAGACUCCUUCGGAGUUAAUGAGGAGUUCUUGAAUUUUUACGAGGCAGUAGUGAAGAAAGACAAGACCCUCAUUAAGGGAACUCCAAGAAUUGCUUUCCAUCACCUUGCGUGUGUCGCAGCGUUCCUUGAAUCUUCAUCCAAGAAAGGUGACAAUGUUACUGUCGAGCAACCAUGA
Lachancea dasiensis is the source of this 1053-nucleotide messenger RNA. The record is from the annotation of a GenBank genome assembly. NCBI's taxonomy places the organism in Eukaryota, Fungi, Ascomycota, Saccharomycetes, Saccharomycetales, Saccharomycetaceae.